Xiphias gladius (swordfish) is the source of this 2401-nucleotide messenger RNA. RefSeq names its product SH2 domain-containing protein 1A-like. The transcript has 4 exons. The record is from RefSeq and is a predicted model, not a curated record. Bases 350 to 754 code for a protein of 134 amino acids. Lineage: Eukaryota; Metazoa; Chordata; Actinopteri; Istiophoriformes; Xiphiidae.
GACAAACAGAAACAUGUUUACGCACACGCGUUAGCAGAAGGCAAACUAGCUGAGUGUGUGGCAGAGCAGAGGUGAGAAAUCAGUUGCUUUUGUGACUUGCAAACCAGGUACUGAAUUAAGAAGGCACAGCAACAUCAAAGUUAUACUUUCACUUUUCGUCAGAAAAAGAAAUUAGAGGAAGCAUAAUUUGGGUUAGACAAAAUGCAGAACGUCAGCCGCAGCCGCAGGACAGAAAAGUGUGAAAACCAAAAAAGCUUUUCCUGCUUCUUAGCUUUUUUCCCCCUUAUCUGCUGCUAGACCUUGCUACGCGUCCACCGUGUAUGCACACGAGUGCCUUCUCUGAGGCGACAUGGAGCAGGAGGGGAGGCUGGUCCAGUCUAUUUACUACGGGAGAAUCGGAAGCGAGGCCGCAGAGAGGCUGCUGGAGAGGUUUGGACGUGAUGGCAGCUUUCUGCUGAGGGACAGUGAGACUGUGCAGGGCGCCUACUGCCUGUGUGUGAGGAAAGCACCUUUUGUGCACACCUACAGGCUUGCACACUCCGCCGACGGUUGGUUUCUUCAAAAUUCAAGAGACAGACCGCAGAGAUUUAGGACGCUUGAAACAUUGAUAGAAAGCUACAGAAGGAGUGCAGCCUCUGGUGUCGGAAUAGCCCCCCUCACACAUCCAUUGGACAGAACAGAGCUCAAGUACAUCAGCUCUGGACAAGAGUUUGCCUACAUGGAGAUGAGCAGCAACAGCAGCUCUGCCUACUGAGGCUGUGCUUCUAGACUGGCGGACCAGCGGCGUCAAUCAGACGGACAAACUGCAGAUGAGAGAGCCGUGCAGUAUGUGGCAUAUCGAGGAUCUGCGUACUCUCUGCCAUAUCUAUUUUUAUCCAUAUUUGUGUCACCUUAGUAUCAGUUUCAAAAAAUUCUCACAAGAUUAGGAAAAAGUGGCCACUGUAGUGUAUAAAAAAACUGUGCCAGAUUCGAGUAUUUCACCAAGUACUUGAGACCCCCUGAAAGUCAUUAAAACGUUUUGGAUUUGUUGCCAGAUUGAGUGUAGCAAUAUAUCGUAUUUCUGCAGAUAUAUCAAAUACUAUCUCUGUUGCUGUGGUUUCCUUUUGGCAGAAAGACACAUCUUGCAUAUGUGGUCUGUCAUUUUUUUUUUCGUGUAUGAGGAAGGGUGUGUUUGUCAGUUUGCCAAGACACAACAGAUUCCACCAUAGUGGCCUCAGUCUUAAUCAUCUGGUCGUCUGUGUAUAUUAUGGUGUUUUUUUUUUCCAUAAGGGAAACCAUUUACAUGGUUUUGGUCAUGUAUUGUAAUACUUUCUUUCUACACAGACACAGAGUUGAAUGGUUUUUGUGGAGAGGGCAUCUGUGUGGUUUAUCUGCAGAUUGUUGAUCUUAUUUGAAGACGCUAUAGCAGGGUGGCCUCACUGAGUGUAACACCACAGGAACUGUGUUGUUACGCUCUGACUGUGACUGCGAUGUAGCAGUGAAAGAAAGGCAGACCGUAGGAUUUAUUUUGGGCACACUUAAUUAUUUAGGUUCUUUCGCAGUCACUGGAAAUAUCCAAUCUACAAGCUGAUUUUCAGGUCGUACAACAAGCUCUUAAAAAAAAACAUGCUCUUCACAAAAACUAGAUGUGUGUGCAUUGUUCUCAGCAUACAGUAUUCCAGUCAACGUAUUUUGUGCAAAAUAAAAUACGUGAUGCUGCAGUUAAACAACUUUAAACCCGUGGCCGCUGCUUCUUAGGAAGUAGCAUUGUUAUCUUCCCUCACCAGAGACUUGAUCGCACGUGAUUACUCUCAGUCUCAGAGAGCUGCAACAGUACGGCAGGACUGAGUUACUCUCAUUUGAGUCCGAGUCGGGGCCCACUGCUGCUGCCAAAAGCUCUCCUUUGCUUUGUUAACUGCAGUUGUUCUGGUCAUUGUUGCUGUAAUAUUUUAAUUUUAAUAAUAACUUUGUAUGGACAAUUUUCUCUCUCUAGUUCAUUUAAUCAACGAAUAGUUCAGGCCACAGUCUUAUCUCUGUGCAAUAGUGAUAUUAUUCACUGUACGUGCAUUUCAGUCUUUUUUUUUAAUCAAAGCUCUCUGAGAUUAAUAUGGCUUUAGAACUGUUACAAGAGUGUGGCUUGGCAUUGCCUGGUAUUGUCUUCUCAUCUGACUCUCUGCCAGUAAGCAAAUAAACAAAUUUCAUAAAAUAUCAAGGGUAAUUAAGCCUUUAUCCAAUUUUGUUGUGAUCAUAUUUUAUUUAAUGUUGUUGCCCCCCCCCCCCUUUUUUUUCUUACCCUUCUCAUAAGUUAGGUUUUUUUUCAGUUUUGUAAGUUUUAAUGUUUUCUAAAUGUUGGAUUUUUGCUUUUGCUGUUAUUAUCCUGUAUAAACAGGGCCUCUUUAAUGAAGCCUGUAAACUGCUGUCA